Molecule: messenger RNA, 1633 nt
Organism: Cololabis saira (Pacific saury)
Lineage: Eukaryota; Metazoa; Chordata; Actinopteri; Beloniformes; Belonidae
Product: olfactomedin-4-like
Exons: 7
Coding region: 1-1377 (458 amino acids)
Biological process (GO): signal transduction
Source: RefSeq, a predicted model, not a curated record
AUGAAGCUGAAUGUAGUCGUUGCACUGUGUGCUCUGUUCACUCUCACCCAACAGGCAUCCUCAGGUGAAAAGUGUACAUGCGACGUCCGUAAUACGGAGAAGGAAUUCCCUCACGGCAAACUCAAAACCGUGGAAAACAAUGUGAAGGACUGCAACAGCCGAAUCACAUCACAGAAGGUCUUGGAGCUGGAGAGUCUUCUGCUGGGACUGAAGCUGCGCCUUCACCAGCUGAACAAGGACGUGUCCGUCCUGGAGAAGGAGGAUGACGGACAGCUGUAUGGAGUUCUCAACCUGUAUGUUAUAGAGAAUGAAAUGGUUGAGAUCAAUCAGCUGAUAGACAAGCUCAACGGGACCACUCUUAGACACCAGCUCCUCACUGCUGACUCCAUUCAUCAGUUAGAGGAGCUGAAAAUAGAAAUGCAGGAGCUGGAACAGUUUGACACCAUGCAGGUGGUGAGAGGACGACUUGACAACCAGCGUCUAAAGAAUGACCUGAACUUGUGCAGAAAAGGACUUACUUCAGCGGCUCCUAUUCAGCUAAAGUAUGGUACCUGUCCUCUGGGUCAUGUUCAAAAUAUCACGGGACCAAGAGUGUACACGGAGGGAGAGUAUCCGGGGUCGUACUCAUAUGGAGCCUGGGGUCGGGAUCCCAAACCAGAGGCAGGAAAAGAGAGCUGGUAUUGGUUGGUAAUGUUGACAUCCAGAAACAGAUACUCCAACUACGUCCGUCUCUACUCCGGCCUGAGUGCUCUCAUCAGUGGCGUCAGCGUCCCAGGCAAUGUCGAGAUCCACUCUUCCAACCCAACCACCAACACCAUCCAGGGUCCAAAUGUGGUUCUGUAUGGAGGAGUUUUGUACUACAACUGCUACAAUGAAUAUUCUAUUUGUCGUUUCAACCUCACCGGCAAAAGUAUUACAAAGUUAGAACUAACCAAAGGCACCAGGUAUAAUUCAAAGGGUAACUUCUGCCAUCUUGAAGAAUGCUACCCAUUUACCGACCUGGACCUGGCCACAGAUGAGUCCGGGGUCUGGGUGAUCUACACCACCAACCAGGACUUUGGAAACCUGGUUCUGUCCAAGGUGGAGGAUGAACCACUGAGACUCGGCCAAACGUGGUAUACUUCGGUCUACAAGCAGAGCGUGACCAACACCUUCAUGGCAUGCGGCAUCCUUUACGCUACACGCUAUGUCAGCAAAAACCUGGAGGAGAUCUUUUACUCCUUCGACACCACAACGGGGAAGGAGAAUUUCAAUGUUGGCAUCUUCAUGAACAAGAUGGCUGCCAACGUUCUUUCUCUGAACUACAGUCCAGUGGACCAGAUGCUGCAUGCCUACUGUGAUUCCCACAUGGUUUCUUACAAGGUCUUGUUUGAGUAACUGGAUAAUUAUUUUCCUUUGGCACAUCCAUUCAAACAAUGGGUUUGAAUAUCAGCAAGAUGCUUUACAAAUAGUGUAACGUUUGCGCAAAUCCUACUAACUUCGACAAUACACAAACAAUCUCAUUGUCUUCCACUUCCACCAUGUUCAUUAAAUAAAUUCUCUCCUCUUUACUUUGCUGUUUGCAAAUGAAAAAGGGAAAAGCACGGAUUAUUUGACGGUUUGUAUUCUCAGCUUGCCGUCUGUUAACUUGUGC